Akanthomyces muscarius is the source of this 1527-nucleotide messenger RNA. RefSeq lists its product as uncharacterized. The transcript has 3 exons. The coding region runs from base 1 to 1527 and encodes 508 amino acids. Gene Ontology annotation, cellular component: mediator complex. Gene Ontology annotation, molecular function: transcription coregulator activity. Gene Ontology annotation, biological process: regulation of transcription by RNA polymerase II. Lineage: Eukaryota; Fungi; Ascomycota; Sordariomycetes; Hypocreales; Cordycipitaceae. The record is from RefSeq and is a predicted model, not a curated record.
AUGUCGACACCGACGCCGGCGGCAAUGAAGCAUGCGGCCUCGCAGCAGGGCCGCACCCCUUCGGGCCAGCAGGGCCGGACGCCGUCACACUUUCCAGCCGCCACGCCGCCCGUCUCUACGCCCUUCUCCAACGCUGCGUACGCGGCCUUCUCCCCUCACGGCCAGCGAUCGUCGCCGCAGCACGUCAAAAAAUCACCUGCCACCAUGGGUAUGAUGGGGCAAUCGACAAUGACCUCGCUCAACUUCGACAGUCCCUCGACAGCGGUGGCCAUGGGCGCUCUCGUCAUGGGAAAUGGCUUUGACAUGGGCCUUGCAGGCGUCGCAGGCCUCGAUGGCGUCAAUUCUGCCUACGCCAACGAGGACGAGAAGCUGCGGCGACUAGAGUCAAUCAUCAAAAUGUUGAACGAAAAAAAGGGCAUGGUCAGCGAGGCAGGCCUGGAGCGACUCGCGCAACGACUUGGCAUGGAAAUCCUCGCCGAAGAACACUCUACACCCGGCGGGCGAAAAACGAAAACACUAGCUAUCGCUGGAUCUGCUAUUGCCCUUGAUAUUAUCCUGGACAACAACAUCGUCCAGAAUGCGACGCUUUCGUACCAUGGAAAUGCCGACUCCGUCACAAACCACAUCGAUGCCGCUAGUCAGAUACUGCUCAAAGACCUACAGCUUCUGCCAGGCCAAAGUCCUCUAACAAAGACGCUGGAGAGAUUUGCCAUCAAUUUUGAGCGUCUCGCUAAGCUGGACAAGCUUAGCAUCAUUCCCGGUCUGGAUUGCCACGAGGCGCUGUCGAGCAUGUAUUCUUGCUUGAUGCGUUUGCAUGAAUGGGACGUGGAGCAGCUGCGCCAAAGUUCCGCCCUGACUGGCAAGCCAGAUUCUCUGAUAGCAAGUGCUGCCAUGUGCACAAGGCAUGGAAAUCCAGUCAUGCAUGAGCGCGGCCAGGUUGGGCUCGCCCUGCAAUACUGGAAAGAGGCGAGAUUCGUCGCACCACCAGCCGGACAAGGGACCAGUGGCGACAGCAAAAUAUGGUCCAUGCUUCUCGGUUGCGCCGCCAUUGACGGCGUAGGACUACCGCCUGUCAGAGUGUCAGAGAAUUGGAUCUCCAAAGACAUUGUCAAGCAAGACGAGAUGACCGACUCGCCAAUUCCUGCCCUCGACUGGCAGGAGCCAGAUCACGUCUCGUUACCUGCAUCGGAGGAAAAUAAGGACGCAAGUAUGGAUAUGCUCCAGGCCGACCUCUCGACCACGAGAGUGCCGCGUGUCAUGUUCACAGCCACUUUUGACCCGCCCGUCAUUCUCCCACAGAGCGAAUGGGGGCGCAUGUACAAUAUUGCGGGUGUCGAGCCGCCCACCGACUUCCAUCGCCAGCCUCCUACCUUUGAUGUUCUUUUCUUUCCGGUAGCCCCGGGCUCGCGGCAGGACCCUAGCGAGGCCCGUACUAUUGACGCACCAAAGCAGCUUAUUCAUUUACAAGCCGAUAUACUCGCAAAAGAUAUCGGAGCUGCCAUUCGCACAUCCGCGCCAGCUUAUUGA